Nycticebus coucang (slow loris) is the source of this 7902-nucleotide messenger RNA. Its product is annotated as zinc finger protein 208-like. Bases 1914 to 5498 code for a protein of 1194 amino acids. The transcript is spliced from 3 exons. Gene Ontology annotation, molecular function: DNA-binding transcription repressor activity, RNA polymerase II-specific; RNA polymerase II cis-regulatory region sequence-specific DNA binding. Lineage: Eukaryota; Metazoa; Chordata; Mammalia; Primates; Lorisidae. Gene Ontology annotation, biological process: regulation of immune system process; regulation of cytokine production; negative regulation of transcription by RNA polymerase II. The record is from RefSeq and is a predicted model, not a curated record.
GCCUGUAGUCCCAGCUGCUCGGGAGGCUGAGGCAAGAGAAUCGCUUAAGCCCAGGAGUUGGAGGUUGCUGUGAGCUGUAUGAGGCCACGGCACUCUACCGAGGGCCAUAAAGUGAGACUCUAUCUCUACAAAAAAAAAAAAAAAAAGAUAUUAUCAAGAUCCAGGUGGAAUGUAUCCAGAUAAUCUCAUGUGAGAAGGAAAUCAAGGGAAGGAGGAAGAGGAAAUGACUGCUUCUCAGGUAAAUGUGUCCAAGGUCCAGGGCUGUGCCCACUUUUUCUCCUGCAAUAUCAUGUUCUUAGAAUUUGCAAGCCUUUACUUCUCUACUUGUGAUGUUCCUGCCUAAUGAGUUUGUUUCAAAUACUCUUUUAACUAUUUCUUAUUGCCAAGAGCAAUAAGAGUAUGUGAUUCUGCAACAGCAGCGGUUAUUCUAUCUUCAAUUGCCAAGAGGUCUGAGAAAUCCUUCUCCCCUACCUAUACAGCAGAGUCUUCUCUCCAUUCUCUCCAUCAGGGCUUCCCAGGUGCCCUGCAAAAUUCCCAGUGUAAAUUCAUGUUCUGCAAAAAUAAAAAUGUGUUCUGCAAUACUGCAAAUGUUCCUUUUGUGCCUUUUGAAAAUGGAAAAAUGUGGAUACUCAACGUUCCCUUUGUGGAUGAGGUCGGAUCCUUGGAUAUUAGCAAAGAAGGAGAAUAUGUUUUGUUUAGCUUCCAUGUGGAAGCUCCAUCAGUUCUACAUAGAAUGAGAUGAAGCACGUGCACUUUUACAGAAGACGGCAUUAACUGCCUAAAGUAACUCAAUGUUCUGAAAAACAGAAUCAUUCGAAAAAUGCUUUCUAGAAUGCUUAGAAAGACAUGUUUAAAGUCACGAUUAGAGAUUAGAAAACAUUCCAGAUAUCUAUAACUCGAACUUUGCCAAAAGUGUUUUUUUUUAAACUAGCUUUUAUCAGAUUAUUAUGUACUUUUUCUUGCCAGUACUAUCACAGCAGUGAUGUGUUUGCGUGUGUGAAUCAGCACCUGAUACUUAUUUGUCCUGUUACAGUUGAGGUUAACUUUAUUCACUCAGUUAUGGUGCUCUUUGACACAUAUUCCAUUGUAGAGUUCAGUAUAUCUUCUAUAUUAUUUAUUUAUUUAUUUAUUUUUGUAGAGACAGAGUCUCACUGUACCGCCCUCCGGUAGAGUGCCGUGGCGUCACAUGGCUCACAGCAACCUCUAACUCUUGGGCUUACGUGAUUCUCUUGCCUCAGCCUCCCGAGCAUAUCUUCUAUAUUAUUAAUAAGUACUUUGGGGAGAUUUAUCAACUAAUGUGCACAAACCAAAACAUCUAUUGAUAUGCCUCUUUCUUCUUAGAUUCUCUUUCAUACCUUGCUUUGGAAAGUAAAGGUUGUCAUCUUUGUUUACUGGUUCAGAAAUCAACUGGGAAAUCCAGAAAUCCAGUUCAUUGUAUGUUUCACAUAAUAUUAUGCUGGAAUAAAAGCAUUAGCAUUUUUGUUGAGCUUGUUGAAAAUUUAAAAAUGGAAUCUUCACCACAUAUCUUGAGAACAAAACUUUGCAUUUUAUCAAGAUCUCCAGUUCUUUCUUGUACAUGUUAAAAUUUUAGAGGUUCCAUUUCACUCACCAUGACAUUUUCAUGUAAAAAACAUACACAACUUAUACUGUAUGUUGUAAACAAGGCAGAAAGAUACACAUCCCAGCAUAUUUCUACUCUUGUCAACCAACAGUGUCUAGGGUCUACACUCGUUUUGUGGAUGUUGUGCCCUCCCCUUUCUUCAAUUAGAGAACACAUGAGGAAAUUUAUCUCUUCGAUUUCUUCUAUACUUCCCUUAUUACAUAAUUCCAGUCACUCAUAUAAGUCAGCAACAGUUCUCUUCGCUCAUUCAAUUAAAAGUGAAGUUUAAACUCCGCUUGGCUUCUUGGUUAAUAUGUUUGUUUUUCAGGGAAUGUUGACAUUCAAGGACGUGUCUAUAGAGUUCUCUAUGGAUGAGUGGGCCUGCCUGGACCCUACUCAGCAGACUUUGUAUCGGGACGUCAUGUUGGAGAACUACAGACACCUGGUCUUCCUAGGUCUUGCUGUCUCUAAGCCAGACCUCAUCACCUGUCUGGAGCAAAGCAAAGAACCCUGGAUGGUGAAGACACACCAGACAGUAGUCAAGCAGCCAGAUGUAUCUAAUCAUUCUACCCAAGACCAUUUCCAAGAGCUGGGCACAAAUAUAUUAUACCCAGAGAUAACACUGAGAAGAUAUCAAAGCUGUGGCCUGGAGAACUUAAACUUAACAAAAGACUGGGAAAGUGUUUCUGAAUGUACUCAGCAGAAAGUAUGUUACAGUGGAUGUGACCAAUGUUUAACAGCUAGCCAUGGCAAAGUCUGCCAAUGUAGUAAAUAUACGAGAGUGUUUAGACAUUUGUCAAAUCUAAAUAGACAUAACAUGAUAUAUACCAUCGAGAAAAUGUUUAAGUGUGAAAAGUAUGGGAAAGCCUAUAACCACUGCUCACACAUUACUAAAUGUAAGAUAAUGCAUAUUGGAGAAAAACAGUACAAAUGUAAAGAAGGUGGCAAAGUCUUUAAAUUUUGCUCAAGCUUAUCUAACCAUAAGAAACUCCACCCUGGGGAGAAACUCUAUAAGUUUAAAAAUUAUGGGGAAUGUCUUAGCCACAGAUCAAAAUAUUAUAACCAUAAGAAUAUUAAUACUGGAAGAAAAGCCUACAACUAUAAAGAAUGUGAUGAACUUACCAAUCAGUACUCACAUCUUUCUGGACAUGAAAGAAUUUAUUCUGGAGAGAAACCCUACAAAUGUCUAGAAUGUGGCAAAGACUUUAACAAUAGUGUAACCCUUACUAAACAUCAAAGAAUUCAUUCUGGGGAGAAACCCUACAAAUGUCAAGAAUGUGGCAAAGCCUUUAAGCAGUACCCAAGCCUUUCUAGACAUAAAAGAAUUCAUUCUGGAGAGAAACCCUACAAAUGUGAAGAAUGUGGAAAAGCCUUUAACUGGUACUCAACACUUUCUGUACAUAGAAGAAUUCAUUCUGGAGAGAAACCCUACAAAUGCAAAGAAUGUGGCAAAGCCUUUAUUGAUAAUUCAACCCUUACUAAACAUCAAAGAAUUCAUUCUGGGGAGAAACCCUACAAAUGUGAAGAAUGUGGCAAAGCCUUUAAACAGCACUCACACCUUUCUGUACAUCAAAGAAUUCACUCGGGAGAAAAAUCCUACAAAUGUGAAGAAUGUGGCAAAGCCUUUAAGUGGUACUCAAUCCUUUCUCAACAUCAAAGAAUUCAUUCUGGAGAGAAACCCUACAAAUGUGAAGAAUGUGGCAAAGCCUUUACUCUGUGUUCAUCCCUUUUUGCACAUCAAAGAAUUCAUUCUGGAGAGAAACCCUACAAACAUGAAGAAUGUGGAAAAGCCUUUAACUGGUACUCAACACUUUCUGUACAUAGAAGAAUUCAUUCUGGAGAGAAACCCUACAAAUGUCAAGAAUGUGGCAAAGCCUUUAAUGAUAUUUCAACCCUUACUAAACAUCAAAGCAUUCAUUCUGGGGAGAAACCCUACAAAUGUGAAGAAUGUGGCAAAGCCUUUAACCAGAAUUCACAACUUUCUGUACAUCAGAGAAUUCAUUCUGGAGAGAAUCCCUACGAAUGUCAAGAAUGUGGCAAAGCCUUUAACCAGAAUUCACAACUUUCUGCACAUCAGAGAAUUCAUUCUGGAGAGAAACCCUACAAAUGUCACGAAUGUGGCAAAGCCUUUAAUGAUAAUUCAACCCUUACUAAACAUCAAAGAAUUCAUUCUGGGGAGAAACCCUACAAAUGUCAAGAAUGUGGCAAAGCCUUUAACCAGAAUUCACAACUUUCUGUACAUCAGAGAAUUCAUUCUGGAGAGAAACCCUACAAAUGUCAAGAAUGUGGCAAAGCCUUUAAUGAUAAUUCAACCCUUACUAAACAUCAAAGAAUUCAUUCUGGGGAGAAACCCUACAAAUGUGAAGAAUGUGGCAAAGCCUUUAAACAGCACUCACACCUUUCUGCACAUCAAAGAAUUCACUCGGGAGAAAAAUCCUACAAAUGUGAAGAAUGUGGCAAAGCCUUUAAGCAGUACCCAAGUCUUUCUAGACAUAAAAGAAUUCAUUCUGGAGAGAAACCCUACAAAUGUCAAGAAUGUGGCAAAGGCUUUAACCGGCACUCAAUCCUUUCUCAACAUCAAAGAAUUCAUUCUGGAGAGAAACCCUACAAAUGUGAAGAAUGUGGCAAAGCCUUUAAGCAGUACCCAAGUCUUUCUAUACAUAAAAGAAUUCAUUAUGGAGAGAAACCCGACAAAUGUCAAGAAUGUGGCAAAGCCUUUAGGUGGUACUCAAUCAUUUCUAGACAUAAAAGAAUUCAUUCUGGAGAAAAACCUUACAAAUGUGAAGAAUGUGGCAAAGCCUUUAAGUGGUACUCAAUCCUUUCUGUACAUCAAAGAAUUCAUUCUGGAGAGAAACCCUACAAAUGUGAAGAAUGUGGCAAAGCCUUUAACCAGUACGCAAUCCUUUCUAGACAUAAAAGAAUUCAUUCUGGAGAAAAACCUUACAAAUGUGAAGAAUGUGGCAAAGCCUUUAUCCUAUACACAAACCUUUCUAGUCAUAAAAGUAUUCAUUCUGGAGAGAAACCCUACAAAUGUCAAGAAUGCGGCAAAGCCUUUAAGUGGUACUCAAUGCUUUCUGUACAUCAAAGAAUUCAUUCUGGAGAGAAACCUUACAAAUGUGAAGAAUGUGGCAAAGCCUUUAACUGGUACCCAACCCUUUCUAGACAUAAAAAAAUUCAUUCUGGAAAAAAACCUUACAAAUGUGAAGAAUGUGGCAAAGUCUUUAUCCUAUACACAGACAUUUCUAGGCAUAAAAUAAUUCAUUCUGGAGAGAAACCCUACAAAUGUCAAGAAUGUGGCAAAGCCUUUACCCAGAACUCAACCCUUUCUGUACAUCAAAGAAUUCAUUCUGGAGAGAAACCCUACAAAUGUGAGGAAUGUGGGAAAGCCUUUAAGAGUAGUGCAACCCUUAAUAAACAUAAAAGAAUUCAUUCUGGAGAGAAACCCUACAAAUGUGAAGAAUGUGGAAAAGCCUUUAACUGGUACUCAACACUUUCUGUACAUAGAAGAAUUCAUUCUGGAGAGAAACCCUACAAAUGUCAAGAAUGUGGCAAAACCUUUAAUGAUAUUUCAACCCUUACUAAACAUCAAAGAAUUCAUUCUGGGGAGAAACCCUACAAAUGUGAAGAAUGUGGCAAAGCCUUUAACCAGCACUCACACCUUUCUGUACAUCAAAGAAUUCAUUCUGGAGAGAAACCCCACAAAUGUCAAGAAUGUGGCAAAGCCUUUAAACAGAACUCACACCUUUCUGUGCACCAAAGAAUUCAUUCUGGAGAGAAACCCUACAAAUGUCAAGAAUGUGGCAAAGCCUUUAACCAGAAUUCACAACUUUCUGUACAUCAGAGAAUUCAUUCUGGAGAGAAACCCUACAAAUGUCAAGAAAGUUGGCAAAGACUUUGACCGGUACUCACACCUUUCUGUGCACCAAAGAAUUCAUUCUGGAGAGAAACCCUACAAAGUCAAGAAUGUGGUAAAACCUUUAAUUAGUGUGUAACCUUUCUAAAAUACAAGAAUUCUUUCAAGAGAGAAACCUUAUAAAUAUGAACACUAUGGCAAACGCUUUAUUCACAUUCAAACCUCACUGUACAUAAAAUAAAUCAUACAGGACAGAAACACUACAAAUAUGAAGAAUAUGGAAGUAUCCUUACCUGGUGUUCAUAGCUUGCUAAGGAUAAAAGAAUUCACACUGGUGAGAUAUUCUACAAAUGUGAACAGUGUGGUAAUGCCUUUUACUGGAGCUCAAGCCUUACAACACAUAAGAAAAUUCAGAUUGGAAAGAAAUUUUACAAAUGUGAAUGAUGUGGCAAAAAUUUUCAGUGGUCUUCAGCCCUUAGUAAAACAUAAGAGAAAUCAUAGCAGAGAAAAAUGGUAACAUUAUGAAGAUGUGGCAAACCCUUAUGCCAGUAGUGACAGUUUUUUUACAUAAUAGAAUUCUUUUUUUGUUUUUUGAGACAGAGGCUUACUAUGUUACCGUCGGUAGAGUGUUGUGGCAUCACAGCUCACAGCAACCUCCAGCUCCUGGGUUUAGGCAACUCUCCUGCCUCAGCCUCCCAAGUAGCUGGGACCACAGGCACUGGCCACAAUGCCUGGCUAUUUUUUGUUACAGUUUUGCCAGGGCCGGGUUCAAACCUGCCACCUACGGUAUAUGGGUCUGGCACCCUACCCACUGAGCCAAAAGCACUACCCCACAAUAAAACUCUUCUUGAAUAAAAACUGUACAAAUUUGAAGAACUUAACAAGUGUUUAACUUGUCCUCAAACCAUUCUAUAUAUGAAAACUUUAUAUAACAGAGAAAAAUCCCUACAAAUUUGAAGUGUCAAAUCCUAUAAGCUCACACAUUUCAGUACCUAACAGAAUUCCUAGCAAAAUUCUAUAUAUGUGAAGAGUGAGAAAAUGUUUUUAAAUAUUCCUCACACUUUUCUAAUCAUAAUUCAUAUGGAAGAAAUACUCUAGAAAUGUCAAUCAUGUCUCAAGGCCUUAAAAUUUUGUUUAUACUGUUCGAUAGGUCUAAGGAGAGACAAGGGGAAAUGAUAAAUGAUACUGGGAAUUUUUUUGUCCAUAACAAGAGAAACACAUUGACUAGAGGGGCCUUCCAUGGAAAAAACGUUGGCAUUUGAAGAAAGCUUCCAAAACCUGAUGUUUUCCCUACAAAAAAUGGGCCUCAGAGGUAGAAAGGCGACAAUGUGGAGAUAUGAACAAGGCCACAAAAAGGGGUCUUUGAAGCAGGUAUACAAUUAAGGUGAUGGUAGCUGCAAGUGACCUAUUUUCUAUAGUAUAAUAAAAUUCACACCACUUCUAUCACACUUUACAAAUAAAAUGACAACAUGUGGAUAUGGAUUAUAGGGAUAGAAAUGGGAGGACUCUCCAUUCUGGAAGAUUUUUCCCUUUCCAGGAAAAAUCAUGAAUAUUUUACCACCAUACCACUUAACAUAGAAUUGGAAAAUCUCUAUAAAGGGGAAAAAUCUUACUAAACCCAAGGUCGUCUCUACAUGAAAAUGUAGUGUCUUCCUUCUCUAGAGUGUCCUUUAAUAAACUGACCUUUUGUUUAUUUUUUUAUUUAUUUAUUUAUUGGGGGGACUGGUUCUUUAUUUCAAAAAUACAUAUAUCAAUAUUCAGUAUCCAAGCAGUUGCACUACUGGUUUUCUCUUUGUCCCCAUUGGCCCCAAAGACACCACACGAAAGGAGAGUACAUUUUAAGCCAAUAAGCUGCAGAAUGUACACCUAACAGGCCUCCCUCAGAGAAACCUCACCAAAAAGCGGGGAUUGGGUAGGGAAAGAAACUUUAAAAGGUUUUCAGUACACUGCCAGCUCAAAGUAGAGAGCUCUCACAGCCAGUUGCGGGGGCCAGGGUGCCCCAAACCAAACGAAGCAAGGUUUCAAAUAAUAUAAAAUUGUUAGAAUCUUGUACAUAAGCCAUUCAAGCUUUCUCCAGCACAGACUGUUGCAAAGUACAAGGAGAUGGCACUUUUUGACAUAGCAGCUUCAGACCCAGAAAGGGUAAUGAGAUGAGUUUCAUAUAACUAAAUGAGUGGCAAAAACAAUUUUCUUUAAGAAGGCAGGACAGCAAUUAUGUGGUCCACUCAACAUAAGGAGCACAUGAUCCAUUCUCUAAGUCCUUGGCAAGGGGGUAGAGACAGGAUAAAAAUCUGGUCUCAGAGGUCUUACCAUCUUAAUUUGGUCACUUCUAAGGAAAAAAAUAAAAGUUGUCCAAAGAUAUCUUAAAGCUGAAAACCUCACAGCAUGUUUUUGUUGUUUGGCUAACUCCUCCUGGGAUCAUCUUGCUGGUUUGGCUGGUACUUUGAGA